Messenger RNA from Protopolystoma xenopodis, 378 nucleotides. The record is from the annotation of a GenBank genome assembly. NCBI's taxonomy places the organism in Eukaryota, Metazoa, Platyhelminthes, Monogenea, Polystomatidea, Polystomatidae.
AUGGCACGGACUCAAAAAAACAAGAACACAAUGGGCCAUCUUGGUCUCUUGAAGGCACGUCUGGCUAAGCUUCGUCGCGAGUUAAUAGAACCAAAAGGAGGCCUAGGUGGCGGUCCCGGUGAAGGCUUUGAUGUCGCCAAAACAGGAGAUGCACGCAUUGGUUUUGUCGGCUUUCCUUCCGUUGGCAAGUCUACUCUCCUUACCAAUUUGUCUGGUGUCUAUUCGGAGGUAGCUGCCUACGAAUUCACAACGCUGACUACGGUCCCUGGUAUCAUUCGCUGCAAGGGUGCCAAAAUCCAGCUGCUUGAUUUGCCCGGAAUUAUCGAAGGUGCAAAAGAUGGCAAGGGUCGUGGAAAACAAGUUAUCACUGGUAAAUAA